Messenger RNA from Archocentrus centrarchus (flier cichlid), 2015 nucleotides. It is a transcript of the gene scarb2a, whose product is annotated as scavenger receptor class B, member 2a. Gene Ontology annotation, biological process: protein targeting to lysosome; receptor-mediated endocytosis. Gene Ontology annotation, cellular component: lysosome; cytoplasm; membrane. Gene Ontology annotation, molecular function: scavenger receptor activity. The transcript has 14 exons. The record is from RefSeq and is a predicted model, not a curated record. The coding region runs from base 385 to 1977 and encodes 530 amino acids. NCBI's taxonomy places the organism in Eukaryota, Metazoa, Chordata, Actinopteri, Cichliformes, Cichlidae.
UUCUUUGCACACGCCCACCGCCCAUGCAGCCUCCCCAAACGCUUCGCCCGUGUACAUUGAUGCGUAGAGGAAGGGGAGGAGGAGGUCAGCUCUUUUUCUGCGUCCCGGCGUACCGAGAGCUGCCGUUUCAUUUCACCACCGCCUCCGAGCAGCUCAGUCCUUUCUCUCUUUAGCCUGAUCGUGGAGUCCACGCCGGAGUCCUUAAGAGAGAAGUUUAAACUCCAGCUGCUGCUCAGGAGACUGCGGAUCCGGGGUUACGCCGUCCCACACCUCCACGUCGCUGUCUUUAGUUGAAGGGUAUUUUUUUUUUUUUUGGAGGGUGCCGUCGACUUCAGUUAAAGUUUUUUCCGUGUACCAAGAGGACAGCGAAGCCCACCCGGCAGCAUGACUCGGAGAUCCUGUGCCAUUUACGCCACCGGCAUCGUCUGCGCUCACCUCCUGAUAGUGGGAAUCGCCCUGGUCGUGGCUCAAGUCUUCCAAACAAUGAUCCACAGCCGCUUAAAAAAGGAAAUUACUUUAACAGAGAAGAGCCAAGUGUUCGAGUCAUGGAAGAAUCCACCUCCACCUGUUUAUAUGGAGUAUUACUUCUUCAAUGUGACCAAUCCAGAGGUGUUCUUGGCAGGUGGGAAGGCGUCUGUUAAACAGAUUGGACCUUAUACUUACAGGGAAUACAGGCCACGGGAAAAUGUAACUUUUUUGGAGAAUGGCACCAAGGUUUACGCCUUGAACCCCAAAUCUUUUGUCUUUGUGCCUGAGAAGUCUGCUGGAGACCCCCAGGUUGACAUCAUCAGGACUGUCAACAUCCCGUAUGUGGCGGUGAUGAACGAGCUGAACUCCUACUCCUUCUUCCUGCGAACUUUUGUUUCCAUGUACAUGAACAGCUUGGGCAUUGAAAUGUUCAUGACCCGCACCGUGCACGAGGUUCUGUGGGGCUUUAAAGACCCUCUUCUCACAAAGAUCCACUCCAUGAAGCCUGAGGUGGACGAAUAUUUUGGGCUGAUGUGGAAGAAAAACGGCACCCAUGAAGGAGAGUUUGUGUUCCACACCGGUGAGCAGAACUACUUGGAUUAUGGGAAGAUUGACACGUGGAACGGCCUGAGGAAAAUGUCGUGGUGGUCAUCCAAUCAGAGCAACAUGAUCAACGGCACCGAUGGCGCGGUCUUCCACCCGCUCAUAAACAGGAACGAGCUGCUCUACAUCUUCGCCGCAGAUCUCUGCAGGUCUAUUCAUUUAGCCUACGUCAAAGACGUGGAGGUGAAAGGGAUCCAAGCUUACCGCUUUGCACCCCCUAGUGAUGUCCUCAUGAGCCCCAAAAACAACCCCACCAACGAGGGCUUCUGUGUGCCAGCUGGAGACUGUCUCGGCACCGGGGUGCUUAAAGUCAGCGUUUGUCGAGAAGGCGCUCCCAUUGUGGUGUCCUUCCCACACUUUUAUCAAGCUGACCCUGAGUACAUCAAUGCCAUCGAUGGCCUUAAUCCCAACAAGGAGGAGCACGAGACGUAUCUUGACCUGCAGCCGACAACAGGAGUUCCCAUUCGUGCCUGUAAGAGAGCUCAGCUCAACAUUAUUCUGAAGAGAGUCCAGGGCUUUCCUAAAACAAAGAACAUCAGCGAGACCAUUUUCCCCAUCAUGUUCGUCAAUGAGACGGCGACAAUUGAUGAUGACUCAGCGGCCCAGAUGAGGUCACUGCUCCUCAUCGUGACUCUGGUGUCCAACUUCCCCGUGUUCAUCGUGGGCUUGGGCAUCAUCCUGCUGCUGGUGCUCAUCGUCUUGUUCUGCCGAAACCGCCAGAAGAAGAAUGAAGUAAAACGUAUUGAUUUUACUGAAGCUUUUCAUUCUUUUGCUACGGCGAAAGAUGACACGGCCUACACUCCGGUGAGCGACAAAACGGACGAUGUGUCAGAGACGCCGGCCAACCAGCCGGCGAAGAACGGCUCCUACAUUGCCAUGUCUCCAGUGGAGGCCCAGAAGUGUUGAUCGAGGAUCCCCUCAGGAAGGGGGCCGAGGAAGCGACA